Molecule: messenger RNA, 1464 nt
Organism: Hyalella azteca
Lineage: Eukaryota; Metazoa; Arthropoda; Malacostraca; Amphipoda; Hyalellidae
Product: corrinoid adenosyltransferase
Exons: 6
Coding region: 216-1103 (295 amino acids)
Molecular function (GO): corrinoid adenosyltransferase activity
Source: RefSeq, a predicted model, not a curated record
CUAGGUAAGAUGUAAGAGCCCACCUACAGAAUAUUUAUUAUUAUUUAUUUACCAUACAAGCCAAAUAGUCAAUUCUUGCAUAAUGCUGAGACCUGAGACUGAGAGCUUGAUUGUGUUUUUCAUUUUCAGGGGCCUGCAUGUGCAUUGUGGCUGUAUAGGCCUUACUGUCAUCAUUUCAAAUUUUCAAUUCAAUUUUGAAGUAAAGCAACUCAAUCAUGAACUAUUAUUCAUCAGUUCUGAGGCAUUCUAAUCCUCUUGUCGGUUUUAUACCUUCCAAAUCCUACAAUGUAUUUAAUGUAGUUAGAGGCUACCCAUGCAUAAGUAAAGGCUUGAGCUCUACGCACACAAGUUGGACUUCAAAGAAAAGGAUGGAUUCAUCAUGUGGCAUCAGCAGUCUUCAUCUGGAUCUCCUUUCAUCAAACAAUUUAACUUUGAAAAUAGGCCAGCGAGGAAUGAAAAUAUACACAAGAACUGGUGACAGGGGCACAAGUGCUACCUUUACUGGGACCCGCCACCCAAAAGAUCAUGAGAUAUUUGAAGCCCUGGGUAACAUUGAUGAGCUCUCUGCACAUAUUGGACUGGCGCGUGAGGUGGGCUGUGCGCGCAAGCAUCAGUACUGUGAACAGCUCGAGAGGAUACAGUGUCUGCUGCAGGACGCUGCCUCGGCCAUCGCCCAAGUUCAGCCUCUGCCGUCUGGCGGCCUCUCUCCUGAAGAGACGUCAAGCGACCAAAGUUCUCCGUGGCCGUCAUCAGGCGUGAACGCGAGUCACAUACAGGAGCUCGAGGCCUGGAUCGAUGAAUAUUCCGAGACCUUGCCGCCGCUAAGAAAUUUCAUUUUGCCUGGCGGUGGCGAGGCUGGCGCAGGUCUGCACGUGACGCGCGCGGUGUGCCGCAGGGCUGAGCGCUCCCUUGUUGCCCUCAAGCCUGCGUAUGCUCUCGACCCCAACAUCAACAAGUACAUCAACAGACUGAGCGACUUCCUCUUCACAAUUGCCCGUUACGCUUCUAUCGCUGAUAACUGCAAGGAAGUUAUUUACAUAAACCCUGCGAAGCCCAAAAAAGCGCCACCUUGUGCAGAGUCUCAGAAGCUAACGGAUGCUUAACCAUCAUGGACAAUAUGCAAGCACGACGCAACCAUCGCAUCUUCUGAUCAUGUGUAUUCUGAUCAUAACACGUUUUGUGUUAUGCUCGCUGUUGUUGAGCAGCGACAUUUUGUGUUAUGCUCACUGUUGUUGAGCAGCGACAUUUUGUGUUAUGCUCACUGUUGUUGAGCAGUGACGUUUUGUGUUGUGCUCACUGUUGUUGAGCCAUGUUUUUUGUUAUGCUCACUGUUGUUUAGCAGUUACGUUUUGUGUUGUGCUCUGUUGUUGUGCAACGACGUUUUGUGUUAUGCUCACUGUUGUUGAGCAGCAACGUUUUGUGUUGUGCUCUGUUGUUGUGCAACGACGUUUUGUGUUGUGCUGA